Molecule: messenger RNA, 921 nt
Organism: Symbiodinium sp. CCMP2456
Lineage: Eukaryota; Dinophyceae; Suessiales; Symbiodiniaceae
Source: the annotation of a GenBank genome assembly
AUGGCCUGUCUGAGGAAAAUUAUCUUGUUCGAGCAAGCUUCAGAUGCAUUUCGACAUUCUCUGUGCGAUGCUGUCGUGCCUGUGGAGUAUGCGCGGGGCGCGACGGUUUUCAAGCAAGGCCAACCAGGAGAAUGGAUGUGCAUACUGCUGUCUGGAAGACUGGAGAAGACGAUCGUCCGAAAUCCAUCUUCGCCCGCGAUUGUCAUAGGCGAAAUUGCACCAGGUGGCAUCUGUGGUGACGCAGGUUUACUUGGGGUGAUGGAACUGCGAAGCCACAGCUGCCGGUGCUCAGAAGACUCCUCAUUGCUGAUGCUGUCUCGGACCGCCUUCUUCACCCUGGUUGACAUGACAGGAGGCCUGGAGGAGUACCCCCUGUUGAAACACUUGGAGAAGAUGCAGAAUUUGAUAGGUGACACGGACGCUUUCCUCAAUCUGCCCUUCUUUGCGAAGUUUGAGCGGGACUUCGUGAAACACAUCUGCGAGUACUUGGAGCCGAGGUUGUACUAUCCCGGCAUGGCCGUGAUGAAGGAAGGUGAAAUGGGAUUUGAGAUGUUCAUCGUUCACGCAGGUAGGGUGGAAGUCCUGAAGGGCAGCAAGCCAGUGGCUGAACUUGGUGGUGGGGUGGUUCUGGGGGAUGUUGCAGUUUUCGGAUCGGACAAGCGAAGAACUGCCACUGUGAAGUGCCUGGAGCCCACUAUGAUUUAUGUUCUGAAUGGGGACGUCGUGCACCAAACCUUGGAGUUGUAUCCACAGACAAAGAAGAUCCACGACCACGACUACAUUGCGCGCUUGUUGCGUUUUGAGCUGGAAAAGGUUGCCGACGAAGUCGAGAAUCUGGAAAACUUCUACGGCAAGUGCCACCCGAUGCCUUUGGAAGAGGUAAAUAGGGAGGUCUUCGGGAGAGACCUGGAUGUCAAGUAG